CUCUUUCUUCUUCUUCAUGUGGGCAGAAGCAAAGUAUGUUAAUGGAGCUCUCUUUCAACACCUCCUGCAACUUCGAAACCCUAACAUUGAUUUCUCCUUCUCCUUUACAACAAUCCCUUAACUUCACUCCCAACUCUCUCAUCUUCUUCUCCUCUCCUCGUCGCUUAGCCUUGUCCGUCUCUGUAUCCGCCUCGUUUCACCAACCUAGCUCCGAUUCUUCUUCGCAGACAUCAAACCACGAGGACCACCAGCUCUCCCUCGCGCGGGUCUCUAUCUCCGAGUUUCUCCGACGAGAGAUUGGACUGUCCGAGGCCGAUUCGGAUUUCAUCUCAGAGAAUUGUCCCAAGUACACGAGGAUGAUCGUGGAGGGCGUUAGGGAUCUGGAGGAGUGGGACACGUGGAAGGGGAACGAGGGUUUAGGGUUUAGUGAGAAAGUGGUUUACAUGGUGAAGCACAAGGGUGAUGGUGAUAAAGUCGCCUUCUUGGAGAGUCUUGGAUUGAGUCUGUCCUCUGCUAUGUACUUGUCUCAUUACGUCUCCUCUGUAACACUCCCGAGACUUCUCGAUAAGGUUAAGUACCUGAAGGGAGUAUUCUUUUCUGGCAGUGAUGAGAACGGUCUUGUUGGAGCCUAUGCACGGCGAAUGAUGGUUUACUUAUCUAUCUCCAUUGAUGAAGAUGUGCAGCAAACUCUAUCCUUUUUUGAAAAGAUUGAAGCGAGGCGUGGAGGCUUGGACAUGCUGGGCUCUGUAGAUGCGUCUUUCAGGUUUUUAUUAGAGUCGUUCCCUCGGCUUCUUCUGCUUUCGGAAGAGAAUGAUAUGAAGCCUUUGGUAGAGUUUCUUGAAAGCGUUGGUGUUUCUAGAGAUUGCUUGGGGAAGGUGCUUUUGUUGUACCCUCCCAUCAUGCUCAGCAAAGCUGAGGAGAUGAAAAGAAGAGUGGUCGCAGCUCUGGAGAAGGUUAGCGUGGUGAGUAAAGAUUCUGGAAAAGUGCUGAUGAAGUAUCCGUGGAUUCUUUCACCGAGCGUACAAGAAAACUAUCCACGUAUUGUCUCCUUGUUAGAGAGUGAAUCGGUGCUCAAAACGGAUAUUGACCACGCAAUAAGGAGAUGGCCAUUACUCCUCGGUUGCUCAACGAGCAACAUGAAGAUGAUGGUAAAGGAAUUUGAUAAACUAGGUGUUAGAAAUAAAAGGAUGGGAAAGGUUAUACCCAAGAGGCCUCAGCUUUUGUUAUAUAAACCACAAGAGUUCCUCAAGGUUGUUGCCUUUCUGGAAGAUUUGGGGUUUCAAAAAGAGAUCAUCGGUCAAAUACUCUGUCGGUGUCCUGAGAUAUUUGGCUGCAGCAUUGAUAAAACCCUCCAGAAGAAGCUCAGCUUUCUAACUCGUUUCGGUGUUUCCAGUACUCAUUUCCCAAGAAUCAUAAAGAAGUACCCGGAGUUUCUCUUAUACGACGCAGAGAAAACAGUGCUUCCUCGGCUUAAGUACCUGAUGGAGAUUGGGAUAUCAAAGAGGGAGAUUGCUUUCAUGAUACGUAAGUUCUCACCGUUAUUAGGAUACAGCAUUGACAACGUGCUUAGACCCAAGUUAGAAUUUCUGGUGAACAGCAUGGAGAAACCGGUUAGAGAGGUAAUAGAUUACCCAAGGUACUUCAGUUACUCUCUGGAGAAGAGGAUAAAACCGCGGUUUUGGGUACUCAAAGGAAGGAAUAUAGAAUGUACAUUACAAGAAAUGUUAAGCAAAAACGAUGAAGAGUUUGCUGCUGAUUUCUUGGGUUUAGGAGAGCUUCAUCAAACUCACAGUGAAACCUCUUAGAUUAUCAUAUAGGCUACAAGUUUCUUUGAGAAAGCUCACUAUAGGAGCUUCUUCAGUUUUGUUUGUUUGUAUUUUUUGUUCAUAUAGCUGCUAGUGUAUUUACUUGUAUACGGUGGUGUAUGGUUUUGGCUAUUAAUGCUAAUUAAGAACUAAGUUCUUUGCUCACAGAAAA
Messenger RNA from Raphanus sativus (radish), 1977 nucleotides. Its product is annotated as transcription termination factor MTERF4, chloroplastic. The record is from RefSeq and is a predicted model, not a curated record. Gene Ontology annotation, molecular function: double-stranded DNA binding. Bases 36 to 1805 code for a protein of 589 amino acids. Gene Ontology annotation, biological process: regulation of DNA-templated transcription. Lineage: Eukaryota; Viridiplantae; Streptophyta; Magnoliopsida; Brassicales; Brassicaceae. The transcript is spliced from 7 exons.